Molecule: messenger RNA, 486 nt
Organism: Striga asiatica
Lineage: Eukaryota; Viridiplantae; Streptophyta; Magnoliopsida; Lamiales; Orobanchaceae
Source: the annotation of a GenBank genome assembly
AUGACAAAGAGUGAUGUCGAUCACUUGGACGACGGCUAUCGAUGGCGAAAGUACGGCCAAAAGGCCGUCAAAAACAGCCCCUUUCCUAGGAGCUACUAUCGGUGUACUAGCACACAAUGUGGAGUGAAAAAGAGGGUGGAAAGAUCCUGUGAGGACCCGUCCAUCGUAGUCACCACCUACGAGGGCACACACACACACACCUAUCCCAUCACGCCACGUGGCACCUUCCCGGGAUUCUCCACCUGUGACUCGUCCCGUCUUAUGCCGCCUCAAGUGCUUCAUUAUCGCCUCAAAACACAACAACCCUAUUUUCCAAGCUUCAACAUUAGUAAUAAUAAUAAACCGUUUUCUCCUCCUCCUCCUCCUCCUCAGUUGGUUGGAGAAAGACGGAUUUGCCCCUCGAAUUCGCCUUCUCAGAUGAGAGACAAAGGCCUUCUUCAGGACAUGCUGCCGUCCGAGAUGUUGAAGGAGCCCAAGGAAGAGUAA